AGGGAGACAAGCUGGUCAGUCACAACAGAAGAAAGAUACCAACUACUUGCAUCGCAUGGCUAUACUGCACCAUUAGAAACACACAAAUGAUCAGACACCACACUAUCUGUGGACAACGAAUAGAAAAAAUAUCUACUUGAAGAAAACGAAAGGACACUGAGGAGAAGAACAACUUAAAAUCUCACUGAAUGACUAGAAUAUAUUAGUGGGAAAAAAGAAUACUGGACCUAGCUAUUUCAAAGAAAAACUCUUUUUUUUUUUUUUUUUUCCUAAAGUUUCUUAAACGACAAUGGCAUCAACGGGUCUUCAGCUGCUGGGCUUGGUGUUGGCUCUGCUGGGUUGGGUGUGCGGGGCGCUAGUGUGUGCAGCUCCUCUGUGGCGUGUAUCUGCCUUUGUAGGUGGAGAGCUAGUCAUUGCCCAGGUGUUGUGGGAGGGACUGUGGAUGAACUGUCUGUCUCAGACCACAGGCCAGAUCCAGUGCAAGACCUAUGACUCCACCCUGGCUCUGCCCACGUUUAUCCAAGCGGCCAGGGGCCUCACAGUUCUAUCUCUGCUUCUCUGUCUUCUGGCCAUCAUCCUCGGGGUGGCAGGGGCCAAGUGUACCCACUGCAUGGGUGACAAUAACCAGGACUCCAAGGCAAGACUGGCUAGGAUAGCAGGGAUGCUCUUCAUUGUUGCUGGCCUUGCCUACUUGAUACCCAUCUGUGGGACUGCCUAUGCAAUCAUUAGGGACUUCUAUGAUCCAAAUGUUGCAGCACCUUUAAAAAGAGAACUGGGGCCAGCGUUGUACCUGGGCUGGGGGGCCAGUGUGCUGCUCCUGGUUGGGGGAGCUCUGCUACAUGUUGGCUCCUCUCCACCAGGAGCAAAAGCGCUGCCUGUUUUCGGAAGACCAGCAAAAGACGAUUCACAAACAGUAGCAACAGGAGAGGUGAAGCAACAGGAAAAAUCUUUUGUAUAAAAUCGACGGAUAUUCGAAGAGAUACAGAGGUCACAGCUUCAUCUGAUACAUUUCUAGACACCGCAAAGUCAUCAUGUGCAAAAGAAUAUUCAGAACAUAAUGGGUUUCAUAUUAUGCAGAAGCUGAAUUUGUUUCUUUAAGUCAUGGUUAUUGCAUCAUACUUUUUAAAAAAUAAGUAAUUUAUUUUAUUUAAGAGCUUUUUGAAAGGUGGCUCUUGCAAUGGUUAGUACUGGUGCUUCACAGCCGGAAGGUUCUGAGAGGAGUCUGUAUGUCCUGUCCCGUGCGUGCAUGUGCUUCCUGCAAAAGUCCAAAGUCAUGCUUGUUAGAUUAACUGAAGAUUCUAAACGGACUCUCUGUGUUUGCUCUGUGAUGGACUGGAGUGGGCUGUGCACACACUUGUUGCCCUAUGACAGCUGGUAUAGGCUCCAGCCUCACUGUGACCUUAAUUUGGAUAAGCGGUUAAAAAAACUAAUGAAUGCCUUUUUGAAAAAGUAGAAACUGAAUUGAGCAGUGGGUGGAUUACAGAUGUUUACUAAUGCAUGUGACACAUUUAUCAGAUUCCACUCUGCCUCUGCUUGUGUGUGUGUGUGUGUGUGUGUGUGUGUGUGUGUGUGUGUGUGUGUGUGUGUGUGUGU
Molecule: messenger RNA, 1593 nt
Organism: Archocentrus centrarchus (flier cichlid)
Lineage: Eukaryota; Metazoa; Chordata; Actinopteri; Cichliformes; Cichlidae
Gene: cldn31
Product: claudin 31
Exons: 2
Coding region: 290-958 (222 amino acids)
Cellular component (GO): bicellular tight junction; membrane
Molecular function (GO): structural molecule activity
Source: RefSeq, a predicted model, not a curated record